AUGAAUUUGGCGCUGAUUGACCCGUUUCAACUAGCACAAGACUCGCCGGACGCGCUUGUGAAUGAUCUCCGAUCUGGCCAUGCCACCACUCUGCGCUUCAGCCGCAAAGGCGACUAUCUUGCCGCAGGUAGAGUCGACGGCAAGGUUGUCAUCUGGGACAUGGAGACAUUCGGCGUGGCAAUGAAACUGCAUGGCCAUUGGAAACAGAUCCAGAGUCUAAGCUGGUCUCGAGACGGCCGGUACCUUCUUUCCGCAUCGCAAGACUGCCGCGCUUGUCUAUGGGACUUGCAAACCCAACAACGAAUCCGGACAGUGAAGUUCGAGGCGCCGAUCUACACGGCCGAGCUACACCCCUACAAUCGCAACCUAUUCGUAGCAUCGCUGUUCGAGGACCGGCCAUACCUAGUAGACAUUACGGCGCCCGAAGCGAUCAAGCGGAUCCUACCAACAACACCGCUGAGCGACAGCAUCCCGCGGUCUGAGAACAAACAAGCAACCACCUCAGCCAUAUUCUCUGUUCUGGGUAACCACAUCAUCACAGGCACGUCCAAAGGGUAUAUCAACAUUUUAGAAACCGAAUCGCGCAAGAUCAUCCACUCGACCAAGAUCUCGACGGGGUUGAUUUCACUGCUGCGCCUGACCUCGAACGGCCGCCAACUACUCGCCAACAGCACCGACCGCAUCAUCCGGAUCAUCAACCUGCCAGACCUGGCGCUGAUCGCACCCUCGACGGUAUUGACGUUCGAGCAGCCGUCAUCGUCCACCAACGCUGCCGCCGCCGCCGCCCCCUCUGGGGCUGAAGAAGACAAUCAGCUCGAUCCUGCGACACUGGCCGAGAACAUCGUGCUGACCACCGAACACAAGUUUCAGGAUCUAGUCAACCGAUUGCGCUGGAACCACUGCGCGUUCAGCCACUCGUCCACGACGGGGAUCGCCGACUACGUGACAGCCUCGACGUACAUGAAGAAAGACAUCUACAUCUGGGAGCUGCGGACCAACUCACUGCUGCGAAUUCUGGAGAAUCGUGAAGAACCCGCAAUCAUCGAAUGGCACCCGUCGCGGCCGUUGUUGGCCUGCACCAGCAUCGAGACCGGCAGCAUACAGAUCUGGGGCAUCGAGCCGCAGCAGAAGUGGUCCGCCCUGGCUCCUGACUUCACCGAACUGACCGAGAACGUCGAGUACAUCGAGCGCGAGGACGAGUUCGACACCUAUCCGCAGGAAGAGCACCAGAAGCGUCGGCUGGACCGCGAAGACGAGAUCGUCGACGUGCUGACCGUCGAGCGCAAAAUGGGCGAUGAGGACGGUUUCGUCUUGCCCAUGCUGUAUGACAUCGAGGACAGCGAGGGUGAAGAGCAGGAGCUGGUGAGGAUGGGCGUGGGGACGAUGAGGAAGAGAGACAUCAAUGAGGGCAAGGAGUACGAGAACGACGCUGAUGAGGUGGCCAAGGCGGGACGGAGACGGAAGUAG
Molecule: messenger RNA, 1467 nt
Organism: Capronia epimyces CBS 606.96
Lineage: Eukaryota; Fungi; Ascomycota; Eurotiomycetes; Chaetothyriales; Herpotrichiellaceae
Exons: 4
Coding region: 1-1467 (488 amino acids)
Cellular component (GO): Set1C/COMPASS complex
Molecular function (GO): protein binding
Source: RefSeq, a predicted model, not a curated record